AUGAUGUUUACGUCUUCCAGUGGUGAGGUUGGAGAUGGUCCUGCUGUAUUGCAGUUGCAAAAAUGGAGCCAGUUGCAUUUUCAACUUCAAUUAUCAGAAUUUUGCGAUGCUUUUAUCUCCCCAACAAGGGAGCUGCUACUAUUGCUUUCAUAUCAGUGUGAAGCCUUGUUACUUCCUCUAGUUACUGGAAAAGGGCCGCGUGUGCUGAUGAAGACGGAUGAUGAAGGCAGGUUUUCUUCUGCUGGUUCUCAAGAACCAAGUUUGUCACCUUUUGUUUAUCCAGAACACAUGGCUGUACAUACAUCAGACAUGGUAGACAAUGCCCCAUGCCCGACCAAACCUUCAGAAAUUGCGUCAUCAAAUAUUGCUUUUUUACAUGGACAUUGUUCUUCAGCUUUUGAAUCUUAUCCUGUUAUCUCCAAUGUGAAAUCAUUGGCUUGGGGACAUUGUGGGGAUGGGUACAAUGUAUAUGAGGACUCUGGUUUUAGGGAGCUUCUCUUUGUGUCAGGUGAUGAUGGCAUUACUGUUCAUGCUUUCCGUUAUCUUGAUCAAACUUCCCAAAUGCUUGAAUCUGUGCCUGAUGCUGGAGAUGUGCAAGGCAAGUGGGUGCAGUGGGGGUCCACUCAUAGCGCACAGUCAAAAGAGCGUGCUGGCAGCUGUGAAAAUUUGCAUGAGAGAAACAUGAAUUUUGGAAAUGUUGGAAGGUUAAAUGCUUAUGGUGAAUUUGGUGAUGUGGAAUCAUCUAAUGUUAGGCGAAGAAAUUGGCUAAAGUCCUUUCUAACUGUACUGGAUACCAAGGUUUCCAGUGGUAAGUAUCUGGCCAGGUUCCCUGCAAAAUCAUCACUUCCUCGUUCUGCAGAGGUUGUAUCAUUUAGCAUUUAUAAUAGUACUUUGUUAUUCUUGAAGUUUUGUGCUAAUCUUCCAAGUGAUAAGGAGGAGAACCAAAGUAUCAAAAUUGCAGAAGAUUUUCUGGGUAAUGCACCCAUAUCUGACAUAAAAAGAGGUUUUGAGUGUAUGGCUGGUUGUAUGGAUGCUUUUUACAAAUGUUUGAGAGUGUUCUCCAGUUCAUCACAUCGCUUAGUUGGUUUAGUCAUGUCAUCUUCAGAUCAUGCAUUGAUCGACAAUCAUGAACAUGAUCUUGGAAGCACAAGAAACACCUUGGUCGUGGUUAUUAUGCUACACCCAUGGGGUUUGCAGUGGGUUUGUAUGGUAGACCUCCAAGGUUCAUAUGCUGGUGUAGAUCCGAGAUCAGAAUGGGUGGACUUUCAAUUUGCGGACAACUUUCUUGUUUGUCUUAAUGCUUCAGGUUUGAUCUGCAUUUGGGGUGCAAACACUGGUAAUCCCGUUGCUCGUUUUGAUGUGUUACACAGUUGUGGAUUAGAUACAGGGUUGCCUGUAGGCAGAGAUACAUUUUUUAGAAAGGAAAAAAUUGAUGGUGAAGUUGAUCGACAAAGUGAAGUUCAUAGAAGAGAAACUUGUACUAGAGACCUUACAUGUCCUAGAACUUUUAGGAGGUUGAUGGUGGCUUCUCAUUCUUUGCUCCUAGCUAUUCUUGAUGAAUAUGGAUUGAUUUAUGUAAUUUGUGCAGAUGAUUAUAUCUCAGAAAAGCAUUAUUUGUUUAAUAACUCCAUGCAGCCUUCUCAGCAUUCUGAUCUUGGCAUAUUGGCUGGUUGGAAGGUUGCUGGUUGUGAUAUAAGUGGUCAAAAUUUAUCAUCUGAUCUUUCCAGUCAUCAAGGUUUACUUAAUUCCGAUAUCUCCGGUGAAGGCUUUUCAAAUAUAAAUCUGAGUAAUUUUUCUAGACAUUGGGAAAGAAGAAAGCAACAUUUUCAGAACAAAGAAAGUCAAAUGAAAGCUUCUUUUAGUGGUUUUAGUACUGCUAUACAGAAAAAGGUUCAGAGGAAAUCUCAGCGUGGAUCUGAAAUAUCCUCGACUCCUAUGCGUAGAAUAUUUCUUCCUAUAGACAGAUCCAACAGAGAAGAUUCUGUUUGCCUUUCACCCUUUGGAGUCACUAGACUUGUUAAAUGUAAUCAGAAGAAGCAGAAUGGUUACAAAAUUGUUCACACCAGUUUAUACGUGGCUCCAUCAGUUCUUGAUGAAAGAGAUUUGGAUGCCCUUUGGCAAUCGAAAAGGUCUUCUGCUACUAGGAUGUUUGUAUCUGCAGCUAAAGAAUAUUUUUUGGUAGGAGAGUUGAUUGGAUGCUCUUUCCAAGGAUGUUUGUAUCUGGUUUCCCAAGAUGGCCUCUCUGUUGUUCUCCCAUCAGUUUCAAUUUCACCUGGUGACAUUCCAGCAGAAUCCAUUAGGUAUUGGCAACCAAGUAUUGUUGCAGAUGGCAAUAAUCAGGUUAAGAAUUUUUUGGCUAUAAAUGAAGCUAGAGAGCUGUGCAGACCUUGGCAAAUAGAGGUUUUGGAUAGAGUACUAUUAUAUGAAAGCCCUAAAGAGGCCGAGCACAUCUGCUUGGAGAAUGGAUGGGACCUGAAAAUUGUUCGAGUGCGUCAGAUGCAGUUGGCAUUGCAAUUCUUAAAAUCGGAUGAGAUAGAACAGUCUUUGGAUAUGCUUGUAGAUGUCAAUAUGGCGGAAGAAGGCAUCCUGAGAUUGUUAUUCACUUCUGUUUAUCGGAUCUUUUGCAAGACUGGAAGUGAUAACGAGGUAGCCUUGGCGUCUAGGUUGCUGGCUCUAGCUGCUCGGUUUGCAACGAAAAUGAUUCGAAGAUAUGGGCUAUUAAAGCGUAAAAAAGAAAAGUCCAUGUUAAGCAUUGAGAAAGAUUUAAGAAUUUCUUGUCAGCAGCCAAAUUUGCCUGCUCAUGAGUUUGAUGAAAUUAGCAAUUCAAGAAGGCUUUUUGAGAUGUCUCACUUUCUGGAGAUUAUUCGAAACCUCCAGAGCCGAUUGAUUUCAAAAAGCAGAAGGCCAAGUCAAGGGCUUGCAGAUGCUAAAGAUGCAGCAAAUGUGGUGGAUGCAGAUGUACUACAGGAUGAUUCUCCUUUUCCUGUUGUUAUAGCUGAUCCCGGCUCAUCAGCAUUGCUGGAUGCUUCGGAAGGUCACACUAAGGGAGGAUCAGCCUUCAGGACAUCUGAGUUGGCAUUUGAUGACUCUGGCAAUCGAGCUUUAACAUGUAUAGAAUCUUCUGUCGAGAUGGCAAAAGUGAUUCCUUUGGAAAAUCCCAAGGAUAUGAUUGCUCGCUGGGCGGUAGAUAAUUUUGACCUGAAAACUGUUGUCAAAGAUGCUUUACACUUUGGUCGUCUCCCUUUAGCCGUUCUUCAGCUGCACCUUCAACAUCAGAGACAAAUAGUGCCUGGCAAGGAACCGCACGAUACUUUCAGUGAAAUUCGUGAUGUUGGAAGAGCUAUUGCUUAUGAUCUGUUUUUAAAGGGGGAAAGUGGACUAGCGGUGGCAACACUGCAAAGACUGGGAGAAGAUAUAGAAGUUGUUCUUAGAGAAUUGCUGUUUGGUACUGUGAGGAGAUCACUUAGGGCACGAAUUGCAGAGGAAAUGAAAUCAUAUGGAUACCUGAGAGCACAUGAAUGGAAAACUUUGGAGAGAAUUUCUGUUAUUGAGAGGCUGUAUCCAAGCAGUAGCUUCUGGGGUACAUUUCUUGGGAAGCAGAGAAAUAUAUGUGAAGCUGCAACAACUGUUACUAAAUCUGAAGCAGAAAAUUUGAUAUUAAGUUUUCAUGUAUGUGACGAUCUUACCAUUGAAUGUGGUGAUAUCGAUGGAGUUGUCAUCGGUUGCUGGGAAAAUAUUGAUCAUGGCCAUGCCUUUUCUCCGGUUUGUGAAGAUAGUGUUGAUGCUGGGUACUGGGCUUGUGCAGCUGCAUGGUCUGAUGCAUGGGACCAAAGAACUGUUGAUCGUAUAGUGCUUGAUCAACCUUUUCAUAUGGGAGUUUAUGUACCAUGGGAAUCUCAACUUGAAUAUCACGUCUCGCACAAUAAUUUAGAGGAGGUCUACAAACUAUUGGAUGUGAUUCCUACAACAUUCUUGUCAGAAGGUUGUCUCAAAAUUAAUUUGGACAGUUCACAUUCUGCUGCAAAUGAUGGGAUGGAUUUAAAGUUUCCUGAUUAUGCAAUGUGCAUUUGUGCUGCUGAAGAAUUAGAGCCUCUGUGCAUUGAUGUCCCGCAUGUUAAAAUUCUCAGAUUUCCAACUACUACAUGUUCAUCAUGGUUAAAAAUGCUCAUGGAACAGGAACUGGCCAAGAGGUAUAUUUUUUUGAAAGAGUACUGGCAAAGUACUGCUGAGAUCAUAUCACUUCUUGCCCGUGCUGGGUUGCUUAUCAACUUGUCCAAGUUCUCCACCAAUUAUAAAUCUUCUAAGAGUUCUCUUGAUGUAGAUAUAUUAGUCAGUGAUCAGUCUCACGAUGAUACCAUAGAAGCCUUGCAUAAGCUUGUUGUACAUCAUUGUAUACAAUAUAACUUGCCAUACCUUCUGGACCUUUACCUUGAUCAUCAUAAUCUGGCUCUAGAUUAUGGUUCUCUUUGCUCACUACAGCAAGCUGCAGGAGACUGCCAAUGGGCAAAAUGGUUGCUUUUUUCUAGGAUUAAAGGAUGUGAAUAUGAAGCAUCAUUCUCUAAUGCCCGUUCAAAUUUAUCUCGUCAAAUGAUCCUUGGCAGCAACCUUAGUGUUCUAGAGAUUGAUGAGAUAAUACGCACUGUUGAUGAUAUGGCUGAAGGGGGAGGAGAGUUGGCUGCUUUGGCUACUUUAAUGUAUGCUUCUUCUCCGAUGCAAGAGUGUGCUUGUUCUGGAAGUGUGAACAGGCAUUGUAGCUCUUCUUCUCAGUGCACAUUAGAGAAUCUAAGGCCUGGUCUUCAGCACUUUCCCACCCUGUGGCGGACGCUUGUAGCCAGUUGCUUUGGGCAAGAUGCAAAUGACUAUUCCUUGAGUCCCACUGCAAGUAAUGUUUUUGGAAAGUCAGCAUUCUCAGACUACUUGAGCUGGCGCAAUAGCAUUUUUUCAUCUGCUGGAGGUGACGCUUCGUUAAUACAGAUGCUCCCAUGCUGGUUCCCAAAGUCCAUUAGAAGAUUAAUAAAACUCUUUGUCCAGGGUUCUCUUGGAUGGCAAUCACUAUUGGGUGCGGUAACUACUGGAGAAUCCUUUCUAUAUCGAGAUAACAGCUAUGUUGUUAGUGCAAAUCGGAAUGGUGGAGUAAGCGCUAUAUCUUGGGAAGCAUCUAUACAAAAAAGUAUUGAGAAGGAACUAUGUUCUUCACUUGAGGAGAACGGGUUUGGGGUGGAACACCAUCUGCAUCGUGGCCGAGCAUUGGCAGCUUUCAACCAUCUUCUUGGUGCACGGGCUUUAAAAUUAAAAUCGGUGAAUGCACAUCAAGAACUGUCUGGACAACCAAAUAUCCAGGCAGACAUGCAAACAAUUCUUGCACCUUUAACUCAAAGCGAAGGAUCAAUUCUUUCAUCUGUCGUGCCACUGGCUGUUAUUCAUUUUGAAGAUUCUGUACUGGUUGCUUCAUGUGCAUUCUUUUUGGAGCUUUGUGGUCUAUCUGCCAGCAUGCUCCGUGUGGAUAUUGCUGCACUACGGCGCAUUUCUUCUUAUUAUAAUUCAGUUGAGCAUAAUGUACAUUAUGAACAUGUUUCCCCACGGGGUUCUGUAGUUCAUGCAGUAUCGCAUGAAGGUGAUCUUACUGCUUCUCUUGCUCGAGCAUUAGCAGAUGAUUAUAUUCACCAUGAUCAUCUUAACAUUUUGGAGAAAAAAGAUGUUCCGUCUGAAGUAUCGAAAGGUAAACCAUCACAGCCUCUCAUGAGUGUCUUACACCAUCUGGAAAAAGCUAGUUUGCCACCAACGGAUGAAAGCAAGACUUCCGGCACUUGGCUUCUAAGUGGAAUUGGUGAUGGGUCUGAAUUCCGAUCUCGGCAAAAAGAUGCAAGUCGGCAUUGGAACUUAGUCACAGCAUUCUGUCAGAUGCAUCAUCUUCCCUUAAGCACAAAAUAUCUUGCUUUACUUGCAAAUGACAAUGAUUGGGUUGGGUUCCUAACAGAAGCUCAGCUGGGCGGCUUUCCAGUGGACGUUAUCAUCCAAGUGGCGGCCAAGGAGUUCAGUGAUCCACGACUCAAGACCCAUGUAUUAACAAUUUUGAGAAGCAUGCAGUCAGCAAGAAAGAAAACUAGCCCUUUGACAAACACAUCAUCAUCAGGAAGCAGUGAAAUUUCUUUGGAUACUGAUAAUAGCACAACUUUGGAACUUUUUGGGAUUCUUGCAGAGUGUGAGAAGCAAAAAAAUCCUGGAGAGGCCCUUCUAAGAAAAGCAAAAGAUUUACGCUGGUCUCUGUUGGCGAUGAUUGCUUCAUGCUUUCCAGAUGUUUCUCCCCUUGCAUGCUUAACAGUUUGGCUUGAGAUUACAGCAGCAAGGGAGACAUCAUCCAUUAAGGUGGAUGAUUUAUCCUCUAAGAUUGCAAACAGUGUUGGAGCUGCUGUUGAGGUCACAAAUACAUUGCCAAUUGGAAGCAGAACGCUAGCAUUUCGUUAUAAUCGGAGGAAUUCAAAGCGAAGGCGUCUUAUGGAACCCACAUCACGAAACUCCACAAUGGGUUCCUCUUUCAAUGUUCCUAGCACAUCAACGUCUACCAUAGCUUCUAUUGCUCAGGAAAUUGUCAAUGAGGAGGAAAGGAAAAGGAUGGUCAUAGAACAACCAAAAAGUUCCAAUGAUGUUGAUGAAGGUCUUGCAUCUCUGUCAAAUAUGGUAGCAGUGCUUUGUGAACAGCAUCUAUUUCUUCCUCUUCUUAGAGCUUUUGAGAUGUUUCUGCCAUCAUGCUCUCUUCUCCCUUUUAUACGUUUUCUUCAGGCAUUUUUUCAAAUGCGACUGCCGGAGGCUUCUGCCCACCUUGCAUCAUUUUCAGCUCGAAUAAAGGAAGAACCAUUUCUUAUUCAAAUGAACUCAGCGAGAGAUGGGCUGCUUAAAACAGCAUGGAUAAGCUCCACUGCUGUAAAAGCUGCAGAAGCUAUGCUGUCGACAUGUCCAUCAGCAUAUGAGAAAAGGUGCUUGCUGCAGCUUCUCGCAGCAGCUGAUUUUGCAGAUGGGGGAUCUGCUUCAACAUAUUUCCGGCGACUAUAUUGGAAAAUCAAUCUAGCUGAACCUUCUCUACGCAAAGAUGAUGAUGUAUAUUUAGGGAAUGAAACUCUGGAUGAUGCCUCUCUUUUAACAGCACUUGAGAAGAAUGGGCGUUGGGAACAAGCUCGUAAUUGGGCAAGGCAACUAGAAUCAAGUGGUGCAUCUUGGAAGUCUGCAGUUCAUCAUGUUACUGAAGCACAGGCUGAAGCCAUGGUAGCGGAGUGGAAAGAGUUCCUUUGGGAUAUCCCGGAUGAGAGAGCUGCUUUAUGGAGUCAUUGUCAGACACUUUUCCUUAGAUAUUCUUUUCCCCCUUUGCAGGCAGGACUAUUUUUCCUCAAACAUGCGGAAGCCAUUGAAAAAGAGAUUCCAGCAAGAGAAUUACAUGAAAUGCUCCUUCUUUCUCUACAGUGGUUGAGUGGAACUAUGACUCAGUCCCCUCCGGUUUAUCCUCUGCAUCUUCUGCGGGAGAUUGAGACUAGAGUAUGGCUCUUAGCUGUAGAAUCAGAAGCUCAGUUCAAGGCUGACCUUACGUCACCCAGUUCUGUCCAGAAUCUGGCAGGGGGAAAUAGUGCCAGCAUUAUAGAACAGACUGCAAGUGUCAUCACAAAAAUGGAUAAUCAUAUACAUGUGAUGCGGAUGAAAGCUGCAGAUAGAAAUGGAACCAGGGAAAAUAACCUGUCACAUCAUCGGUACUCACAAGUCUCAGAAUCUAACAGUUUAGCAACAGCAGCAAAUAGUACAAGGAUGAGGAGAAGGGCCAAAACAUAUCUUCCAUUAAGGCGGCCUGUUAUUGACAACAUUGAUAAUGAUUCUGAUGAUUAUCCUAAUUCUCCACGUAAUUCCAAGAGCAAUGGUGAUCUAUCCAGAAAUUUUCUGUUACAAGAGGAUAGCAUGAAAAUAGAAGCAUCUGUCUCGGCAUGGGAGGAAAAAGUGAGGCCUGCAGAAAUGGAGAGGGCAGUUCUUUCUCUCCUCGAGUUUGGACAAAUAACGGCUGCUAAACAGCUUCAACAGAAGCUGUCCCCAGAACAUGUGCCACUAGAAUUUGUCCUCAUUGAUGCUGCUUUAAAGCUUGCUGUGUUAUCAUCUUCCAAUGACAGUGGAGAGCUUAGCGAGUCGGUGCUUGAUCCUGAUGUCCUUUCAGUUAUUCAAUCAGUCAGUGUACCAAUCAGCAAUCAUAUGAUUGAUCCCUUUCAGGCUUUGGAGUCAUUAGCCACAAAGUGUGGUCAAGGUUGUGGGCGUGGACUGUGUAGGAGAAUAGUGGCUGUUGUCAAAGCUGCCAAAGUUUUAGGUCUUCCAUUUUCUGAAGCAUUUGAGAAACGUCCUGUUGAGUUACUACAAUUACUUUCUCUAAAAGCACAAGACUCUCUUGAGGAAGCCAAGCUCUUAGUGCAGACUCACAGCAUGCCUCCACCGAGUAUUGCACGAAUUCUCGCUGAAUCCUUUUUGAAGGGAUUACUAGCGGCACAUCGUGGAGGAUACAUGGAUUCUCAAAAAGAGGAAGGCCCUGCCCCUCUUUUGUGGAGGUUUUCAGACUUUUUGAAGUGGGCAGAGCUUUGUCCUUCUGAACCAGAAAUUGGCCAUGCACUGAUGCGUUUAGUGAUGACCGGACAAGAAAUACCACAUGCUUGUGAGGUUGAACUCCUCAUACUGUCACACCAUUUCUACAAGUCGUCUGCCUGUCUUGAUGGUGUUGAUGUGCUUGUGACACUUGCGGCAAACAGGGUAGAAUCAUAUGUACUAGAGGGAGAUUUUUCUUGUUUGGCUCGCCUAAUCACUGGAGUGAGCAAUUUCCAUGCCUUGAACUUCAUUCUUAACAUCCUCAUAGAAAAUGGCCAGCUGGAGCUGCUACUUCAGAAAUAUUCUACUGCUGACAUAGCCACAGGGACAGCUGCAGCAGUCAGAGGAUUCCGAAUGGCUGUUCUUACAUCGCUGAAGCUUUUUAACCCACAGGAUCUUGAUGCAUUUGCUAUGGUCUACAACCAUUUUGACAUGAAGCAUGAAACUGCAUCACUCCUUGAGUCCCGAUCCAUGCAAUGCAUGCAACAAUGGCUUGCUCGUCGUGAUAAGGAUCGUCAGAACGAAGACUUGCUGGAGGCCAUGCACCACCUCAUUGAUGCUGCUGAAGUUCUCUCCACCAUUGAUGCGGGCCACAAGACUCAUCGUGCCUGUGCCCGUGCUUCCCUGCUGUCCCUCCAGAUUCGAAUUCCUGAUCUCCAGUGGGUUGAUCUCUCAGAAACCAAUGCUCGCCGGGCCCUUGUUGACCAGUCCCGUUUUCAGGAGGCUCUCAUUGUGGCAGAAGCAUACAACCUAAACCACCCGGGAGAAUGGGCUCCAGUUCUAUGGAACCAGAUGUUAAAACCAGACCUCAUCGAACAGUUUGUGGCAGAGUUUGUCGCGGUGCUGCCAUUGCAGCCAUCAAUGCUUCUUGAGCUGGCAAGAUAUUACAGAGCUGAGGUAGCAGCAAGAGGAGAUCAAUCACAUUUUUCUGUGUGGCUCUCACCAGGAGGGUUGCCCGCAGAGUGGGUAAAACAUUUAGGGAGGUCAUUCAGGAGCCUACUGAAGAGGACAAGGGAUUUGAGGCUAACGAUGCAGUUGGCAACAAUUGCAACGGGAUUUGGUGAUGUGAUUGAUGCAUGCAUGAAGGUGUUGGAUAAGGUUCCGGAUAAUGCAGGCCCUCUAAUCUUGAGGAGGGGUCAUGGUGGGGCAUACCUUCCGCUUAUGUAGUCUAUAUUGUAAGUUCUUUUUCGGUGAGGUGACAGUACAAAUGGUACUCAAAGUGGAAAGGCCUGAGUGGAUCAGAUGGGGCAGUUAACUGAUAGCCUUUUCCUAGCAAGUUUCUUUUCUCAUUUUUUGUUCUUUUGUAUGUACAGUUGAGUGCGGAUAUUCUUUUUGAUACACAACAGCUGAGUGAGGUGGGUUUUUUAAGCUUCAUUUUGGCCUGAGUUUUUUUUUUAAUUUUUUUCCCAUAGGAAGCUUAUAGCAGUUUGUUGGUAGGUUGCCCAUCUCUGAUGGAAUGUUGUUUCGUUGUAUUCUUUAUGAAUUGUUGUAUCAUAUACUCUUCAAUUUUGACGCGUAAGCGUCUUUUUCACUCAACAAGGACAUGCAUAAGCAACCUGCAGAA
This is a messenger RNA of Elaeis guineensis (African oil palm), 10168 nucleotides long. The record is from RefSeq and is a predicted model, not a curated record. Lineage: Eukaryota; Viridiplantae; Streptophyta; Magnoliopsida; Arecales; Arecaceae.